AUGGCGGCCAAUAACAAGGAAAAGCAGACAUCAGCUGCAACUCCUCCAAAGUCGUACAGGCCAUCGUACAAUCGUCAAUUCAUCGGCAGUGCUGUCUUUUGCUUGGGAAUUUUGGCUUUCCUACGUCAUACAACCGCCCCCAUCUCGUCGUCAUGGCACCUUCCUCCAGACUUAAGCAACGCCAAGUCUGGAGCGCAAUGCCCACAAGUCGAACCCUUGUUCCCGACAAAGAGAACGAAAGAGUUGGAUGAAAUGGAGAGCUACCUGACAUCGGAUGCUUUUCGUGAUGUUGCAAUUAAGCGCCUAUCGGGUGCUGUCAAGAUUCCCACGCAAAGCUACGAUGACAUGGGCGAGAUCGGAUCUGACCCGCGAUGGGAUAUAAUGUACUCUUUCGCAGACUAUCUUGGAAAAACCUUUCCGCUCACGCACGCGACAUUGCAAUUGGAGAAGGUCAAUACGCAUGGGCUGCUGUAUACGUGGGCUGGCACGGAUGCAAGCUUGAAGCCUAACUUGCUCAUGGCGCAUCAGGAUGUUGUGCCGGUUCCGGAUUCUACAGUCAAGCAGUGGACCUACCCGCCUUUCUCAGGUCAUUAUGACGGGAAGUUUGUUUGGGGUAGGGGUGCGAGCGAUUGCAAGAACCAGUUGAUGGCUAUUUUGAACAGCGUCGAGGCGUUGAUUUCCGCUGGCUUUACUCCUCAGAGAACAUUGAUCUUGUCGUUUGGAUUUGAUGAAGAAAUCUCUGGUCGGGAAGGUGCGCAACACCUUGCGAACUACCUGGUCAAGAAACUUGGACACAACUCCAUCGCUGCCAUCGUCGAUGAAGGCGCAGUAAACGUUGAGAGCUGGGGGGCAAAUUUCGCAAUCCCUGGUGUCGCCGAGAAAGGCUACGUCGACGUUGACAUUGUCGUGCGCAUGCCUGGCGGCCAUAGCAGCAUCCCUCCACCGCACAACGGCAUCGGUGUCGCCAGCGAGCUCAUCACUUUGAUAGAAGCCAACCCUUACGAGCCUCAUCUUUUUGACGAAAACCCUUACCUAGGUCUUCUCCAAUGCGGUGCCGAGCAUGCCUCAGACUUUCCCCGCCAUCUAGGGAAACUGCUCGACAAGCGCUCUAAACGAAGUGCAGCAUGUUCGAAGAAACCAACAAAAGACGCUCUCGCACUUGAAGCAGCAAAAGCGGGCCCGGGCAUAAAAUAUCUCUUCACGACCUCCGUGGCAGUCGACAUAAUCCACGGUGGCGUGAAAACAAACGCACUUCCUGAGCGCACGCAGAUAACGGUAAACCACCGCAUAAACGUUGGUUCAAGCUCCUCGGAUGUUAAAGCACACAUCUCGUCCCUUGCAGCUCAGGUAGCGCACAAGUACAACCUCACACUGCAUGCAUUCAACGGCACAGAAACCCCCUCUAGCAUCACUCUCUCCCACGGACCCACAAUGCUAGAACCAGCACCCGUUACACCCACUUCUCUCCACACAUCUGCCUCUAAUAAGACCGUGACGCCAUACCAAAUUCUCUCGGGAACCACCCGCGCCCUCUACGGUAGAGAACUCCUUGUGAGCCCUGGUAUCAUGACUGGUAACACGGAUACGCGUUAUUACUGGGACUUGAGCGAGAACAUCUUCAGGUAUGGGCCAGGUUGGGAUAAGGAGCAGGUUGGUCUAGGAAAUAUCCAUACUGUCGACGAGAGAGUUGGAGUGCAAGCGCAUUUGGAUACCGUGAAGUGGAUGUGGGGCUGGAUUAGGAACAUGGAUGAGGCGGCUUUGUAG
Alternaria burnsii is the source of this 1764-nucleotide messenger RNA. RefSeq names its product carboxypeptidase s. The coding region runs from base 1 to 1764 and encodes 587 amino acids. The transcript has a single exon. NCBI's taxonomy places the organism in Eukaryota, Fungi, Ascomycota, Dothideomycetes, Pleosporales, Pleosporaceae. Gene Ontology annotation, cellular component: fungal-type vacuole lumen. The record is from RefSeq and is a predicted model, not a curated record. Gene Ontology annotation, molecular function: metallocarboxypeptidase activity.